AUGGCCGUCGCCGACGAGGCCGCCACCAUGAUGAAAACAAAUCUAUGUACCCUAGACCUGGUGAGUUUCCGGCAGGGCAGUCGCAAGCUAGCCGACCGCGGCCUAGUUCUAUUCAACGCCGAUGGCGAAGACGACGCGUACACGAUACUCCGCGUCGACGGCUCGCUAGUGACCAAGAACGCCAGCGACAUCGGCAUCUUUGACAGGACUCUUCUCUAUGUCGGCAAGAUCGUGGAGUCAGUGUCCGACUACGGUGGCCAGAUCGGCGUCGUCACCGGCGUCGCCACCACCCUCGGCGUCGUCCAGCUGAAUGACGGCCUUGGAGCCACGAAGGCCGUGAGCCGCGUGUCGCCAGCUGACCUGCGGCGCGUCCGGGAGCUCAGCCUUGGCGACUACGUCGUGUCCGGGCAGUGGUUGGGCCGGGUGGUCGAGGUGACCAUGGACACGGAGAUCUCGUUCGACGACGGCGCUGUCUGCAGAGUCGCCGACGCGGCGUCCAGGAAGAUAAAACCAGCUAAGACGCAUGCAUACCUCCCACAGACUAACACCGCGCUCUACCCGGGGGCCCGCGUCGUCAUCAACCAAGAAGACUCCUCAGCCGUCUUCAUGGAGGAGCGGUGGCUAAGCGGCCAGUGGAAGCCGGACCGCGCAGAAGGCACGGUGACCAAAGUGGAGAUGGCUGACGUGCUCGUUUACUGGAUCGCGUCUGCCGAACAAGCAGGCAUGGAGUCCGCCCCUCCCGCCAACCAGAACCCCGACAAGCUGACUCUUCUCUGUUCCGCGCCCGAGUGCACCUGGUGUUUUGCCGACCGCUGCUUUCUUAAUGCAGACCACACGGACGAGCAAUUGUCGUCGUCGUCAUUGCCGGUCACAAUGGCCGUCUCCCUCACCUGCACCUCCGUCGAGGUGCUGUGGCAGGACGGCACGCGACAGACUAUGGCACGCUCGGCGCACGUCUCCCCCGUCGAGUUCGCGAGCGACCUCGACUUUUUUCCGGGACAGUAUGUUAUUGACAACUCUGUUGCCGACGAUGAUGCCAUCGAUGCCAUGGCCAUGGGUGCUGCCAGUGGAUCGAAGAGGCGCGUCGGCGUUGUCAAAAGCCUAAAUUCUAAAGAGCACAUGGUGAAAGUGUCAUGGUUCAAGGCAGCAGAAACAGGGCCUGGCGGGUGGGAGGUUGAGUGCGAGGAUACCGUAAGUGCGUAUGAAUUGGCAAGGGAUCCCGAUUACUCUGCUUUCUAUGGGGACGUCGUAGUUCGUCUACAAUCAGACGUAAGUGAAAGUACACCACUAGCGCAGAAGCAAGCACAGGCCCUUUCAUGGGUCGGACACGUUAUUGACCUUCAUGUCGACGGCCACGUCCAAGUCAAGUGGGGUGACGGCAGCACAUCAACGUUUGGGAUAUUCUACGGGUCGGUCGUGCCCGCGUUUUCCCCGUGGCUUGACGGCAAAGCUGCAGCUCCAGCUCCUCCUACCGCCAACGGUGCUUCACCUCAUGCCUCCGUAGCCACAGCUGCAUCUCCUCCAAGCACCGCCGCUUGUAGACUUCAUCCUGACGCUACUGCUCCUCAUCUCCCGCCGCCGCUCAAGCUCCUCCUGCCGCACCGCCUCCUGGUGCCGCCGCUCCGCCUCCUGGUGCUGCCGCUCGUAUUACCUCAUGAGAUCAGUGUAGCCAACAACGAACACUACACGCAACUGCGGGCUGAAUUGACCGGCUCGGUGGAGGAGGAUGGUGUCGAUGCUCCUGCGGACAAUGACCAACAUGAUCCAGAAGAUGGUACAAACGUCGAAGAGGGCAUGAUUCAAGGCGGUGACGGCUCUGGUCAUGUAUCUGCGGGUAGUCAUGAAGAUCCUAGUGUUGAUGGCGAUGCGACGGAGACAAUAAUCAAUGCAAUCUUAGAUGAUGAUAGUGUCGACGACUCUACCGAGAAUGUAGUGAACAAGGCUGAUGCCCACGGAGAUGACGAUCGAUCUAUGUUCCCACACUUCGAUGUUGUGCAGACCCCUCCGGAUCACCAUUACCUUGACACCAUGGAACAGGUCAGCGGCGGCCGAAAAAAGUGGGUCAAGGCCGUGCAGAAAGAGUGGAAAAUACUGCUGAACAACUUACCAGACACCAUCUACGUGGGUGCAUUUGAGGACCGAAUGGACCUGCUCCGGGCGGUAAUGGUGGGCGCGAGCGGAACGCCAUACCAGGAUGGGCUCUUCUUCUUCGACCUCCAGAUGCCACCGUCCUAUCCAGCUGAGCCACCGCAGGUGUAUUACCACUCGUUUGGCCUACGCCUCAAUCCCAACCUCUACGAAUCCGGCACGGUGUGCCUCAGCCUGCUCAACACGUUUGGCGGGGAUGGCACCGAGGUAUGGUCACCGGCGAUGUCGAGCGUCCUCCAGGUCCUUGUCUCCAUCCAGGGCCUCGUCCUCAACGACCAACCGUACUACAACGAGCCCACCUACGAGACCCUGGUCGGCACAUUGGCGGGACGUCGCAACGCACUGCCCUAUGGCGAGAACGCUUUCCUCCUCAACCUGCGAACCAUGAUCUACCUGUUGCGCCGGCCGCCACAAGGAUUCGAAGAGUUUGUCAAGGAUCACUUCCGCCGUCGUGGGAGGUUCGUGCUUGCAACUUGUGUGGCAUGGCUGCAAGGAUGUGCCAUUCACACGUUCGUCGGUGAUGCUCGGGACACCGCUGCAGACAACCAGCGGCCAUGCUCGGUAGGGUUAAAGCUUGCACUCACCAAGUUGGUGUCAAGCCUUUUGGCAGCCUUUAUGGAGAUCGGUGCCGAGGGGUGUGACGAUUUCCAGUUGCAGUUCCAAGAGCUAAAGUCCCUUUAA
Messenger RNA from Lolium rigidum, 2829 nucleotides. Its product is annotated as probable ubiquitin-conjugating enzyme E2 23. The record is from RefSeq and is a predicted model, not a curated record. Bases 1 to 2829 code for a protein of 942 amino acids. Lineage: Eukaryota; Viridiplantae; Streptophyta; Magnoliopsida; Poales; Poaceae. The transcript is spliced from 7 exons.